Neocloeon triangulifer is the source of this 957-nucleotide messenger RNA. It is a transcript of the gene asrij, whose product is annotated as OCIA domain-containing protein 1. Gene Ontology annotation, cellular component: endosome. The record is from RefSeq and is a predicted model, not a curated record. The transcript is spliced from 6 exons. Bases 144 to 905 code for a protein of 253 amino acids. Lineage: Eukaryota; Metazoa; Arthropoda; Insecta; Ephemeroptera; Baetidae.
AAACAGCACCGAACCAACCAGAACAAGAACACGGACGAUCUCCAUCGCCUGCGAAUUGUCUCUCAAUUAUCUUGAAUUCAUCGCAAAUUCGGUUCAGUUUUAACUGUGAAAAUCUUCAAAAUCGAAAUCAAGGACAGACUGAGAUGGAUCCCUAUGCGAAUCAGAGUGGAGUUCCGUCCGCAGGACAAGCUGUCAACCCUUUCGACAGCAGGAGUGGUCCGUACAAAUUUACAGCAGACGAGGUCCGAGUUUUCAAAGAGUGCAACCGAGAGAGUUUCUAUCAGAGGUCGCUGCCCAUCGGAACCCUUCUAGGAUUUGGAACCUUUUAUGCAACAAAAGCCGGGUUCUUGAAACCAAGUGCCAAAUGGGGCGCCGUUCCCAAAGUAAGUCUGGCUGUGAUCCUUGGCUACUUUGUUGGCAAAAUUUCCUACCAGCAGAAGUGCAUGGAGAAAAUCAUGAAGUUGCCCAACAGCCCUUUGGCAGACAGCCUGAGAAAGAGGAAGCAGAAACUGGGCGAUUCAUUUUUGUAUGAUGCUGGGCUAGGAAUUGGACCGAUGCCUUCGCCAGGGCUAGUCACCGAAUCUUUCCAAACCUACUCGGACCAUGGCCCGAGAAGCACCACAGAACUCGAUUUCAGCCGGCCUCUUAUGUCCCUGGAUUCGACAGACUCGAAGUCAAUGGAUGACAGUUACUUAAUGGAAGAGCCCUUACCUGCAGCAACAAGAAACACCACUUAUGAAGACUUGCGAGCACAAAAUAGGGAUGAAUACGAGAAGAAAAGGCUGGCGCAAAACAGAGGUCUGAUGCAACAAUCUGAUGCGGUGGCCCAAGCAGCCCCCAGGAAUCCUCUGCCAAAUCCCAUUGGAGAGCAAACUAAUGAAUAUGGAGACACGUGGAUUCGAUGAAUUAUUUUUCCUUCUUCAAAUUUGAAUAAAUAAUUAUUCUAAAAGUUAAAAA